This is a messenger RNA of Anoplopoma fimbria (sablefish), 6475 nucleotides long. RefSeq names its product Kruppel-like factor 8 (gene klf8). The record is from RefSeq and is a predicted model, not a curated record. The coding region runs from base 297 to 1601 and encodes 434 amino acids. The transcript is spliced from 7 exons. Gene Ontology annotation, molecular function: DNA-binding transcription factor activity, RNA polymerase II-specific; RNA polymerase II cis-regulatory region sequence-specific DNA binding. Lineage: Eukaryota; Metazoa; Chordata; Actinopteri; Perciformes; Anoplopomatidae. Gene Ontology annotation, biological process: regulation of transcription by RNA polymerase II.
GGCAGAGAGAGAGAGAGAGAGAGCCCAGCCCUUCAACACACGGCAACAACACCGAGAGGGAGGGAGAGAGAGGGAGAGACGCACCAGGAGAGCUGCUUUUUGGGGGAGAAGGGAGCUUCGACGCUGCGGAUAUGAACUGAGCAGAAGCCCUGGAAGAGGCUGGGACCGUGUUUCCUACAUCAUCUGACUGUGAAGCCCUCCUCUCUGCUCCUCCACCAGAGAGAGCUACACCCAAAAGAGCACCGACCGAACCCCCUCCUGCUCCUGCUGCUCCACCCCUCCGCCGCUGCACCGAGAUGCACACAGAGACCCGAAACAAGAAAUGCCAGUCGACUCCUAAGCAGAAGAAGAGUGCGGUCGGCGCCCAGAAGAAGCUGAGGAGCUCGACCAAGAGGAGCACCCCGACCCAACCGCCGCCGCCGCCGUCGUCAUCGCCGCCGGCAGCCCGGGAAGAGGAGGAGGAGAAGGAGGAGGAGGAGGAGGAGCCGGUGACCAGGCCUCGGCCGUCGCCGCAGGAGGAGGUAGAGGAGGAAGAGGAGGAGCGAGAGGAAGUGGCGACACAGUCUGUGAAGAAGAAGGAGGAAGAGGAGGAGGAAGAGGAGGGCGGGACAGCCAUGCCUUCUGUACAGAUCAAACCAGAGCCGGAGGAGAUGGAGUGCACGCGGGCCGAUGUCGCUGACGACUGCUCGCAGCCGACAGACCUGAAGGUGAAGACGGAGCCGGCCUGUAAGACGGAGCCGUCCUCUCCGGAGCCACGCCCCGCCGAGGACCAGACCGAACCCGUCGACCUGUCGCUCAACAAGCCCCGCCCCUCAUCGCUGCCCGCUUCCACAAUGGGCAUCACGGUCAACCCUGCACCCAGCGGGAUCAUGACCCAAACGGGUCUGUCGAUCACACCGAUGACCUCGGCCAUGCAGUCGAUAGGCUCCAUGGUCCUCUCCCCAGGCUCCAUCUUGGCCACUCAGGGCGCCGGCGGCCAGCAGAUCCUCCACGUCAUCCACACCAUCCCCUCCGUCAGCAUGCCCAGCAAGGUGGGCCAGCUCCAGACCAUCCCCGUGGUGGUGCAGUCGCUGCCCGUCGUCUACACCACCAUGAGCACUGACGGCGUCGCCACGGCAGCCAUCACGGUGCCGCUCAUCGGCAGCGACGGGCGCUCAGAAGGAUCUGUUCGCAUCAAACCCGGUUCUACGUCUCCGGUUGAGUACCAGAGUGACAGCGACGCAGAGAGCGGCACAGAGUCCGGAUCGGCCUCGCUGAGCGCCCAGAGCCUCGACGCCGGGUCGGUCCUGGACCUGGAGCCCGUGGAUCCAGACUCUCCAGACAUCAAGAGGAGGCGGAUCCACAUGUGUGACUACGAAGGCUGUAAAAAAGUUUACACCAAGAGUUCCCACCUCAAAGCCCACAGGAGGAUACACACAGGAGAGAAACCCUACCACUGCACCUGGGAGGGCUGCACCUGGCGCUUCGCCCGCUCCGACGAGCUGACCCGGCAUUUCCGCAAGCACACGGGAAUCAAACCUUUCCGCUGCACUGAGUGCGACCGCUCCUUCUCCCGGUCCGACCACCUGUCCCUGCACCGCCGCCGCCACGUCAUGAUGUGAACUCUUACCUCCCCCACCCCCACCUCCCCCAUCAACCUCCCUACAUACCAACCUCUUACCCGUUGAAAUCCCUCACAGAACGUCUUGUACCAGUGCCUCCCCCCUCCUCCCCCAUCAACCUCACCUCUGCAGCAGUUAAAAAAAGACACAGUACCUCCUCCUCCUCCUCCUCCUCCUCCUCCUCUUCAUCUUCAUCCUGAAAUCACAGGAAUAUCAGGAAUGUGUCUGUGGAUUUGUGUGUGUGUGGAGUAGAGGUUUGGGGAUUUUGUGUGUGUUUGGACACAUCAUCAUCAUCAUCAUCAUCAUCAUCAUCAUCAUCAUCAUCAUCACCGUCCACCCUCCCUCCCUUGACUCAAGACGUCUCCUCCCCAUUCAGAAAAGGACGGACUGAAGCUCAUCCAUCCAUCCAUCACAUGCAUCCAUCCAAAGGAGAGGAGGAAGAAGAGGAAGAGGAGGAGCAACGUAUGUGUUUUGUUUUUGAACUAAAAAACAGAAGAGGAAUCUUCAGCAGGAUGUCACUUCAGCUGCCCAAACCUCACUCUGCACAUAUCCAGAGAUUCAAGUCUUAUUUUAUGGACUUUCUGGAAGCAAAGGUGACUCAAAAAAAGCCUCAAAUAGCCCCAUCUCCCCACAAGAACGUUCUCCAAGAACUUUGCCUUUCUCUAGAACCAUUUUCACUUGAGAAACGGUGGCGAAAUUACUGAUCAAAAUCUGAAGCUAUCUGAUCAAAAGGUAAAUAAAACAACAACGACGGUGCUAUGGACACGUUUCAGUCGGUACCGACAGAAAAAAAAAAAGUAUUCAAAUUCAAGUCCAAGCUUUAUAACUUGACCCAGAGAACUUGCUCUCCAUGUGUGUGUAGCAGUGAUGAGGAACAUCACAGUCCACCAACAUAGAUCAGAACAAUCACUCUGGUUUCACUUCAUCACUUGCAAAAUAUAUAUGAAAGAGUCUAAAAACAUCCUCCAUGCAGAACUCUUUUUGCAUGGAGGUUCCUGGUUCUGUUUUAUAAAAAGCGUUUAAAACAACGGAAGUCAAGUUAGAUCUGAAUUUGUAAUCACAGCCUCUGGAUACAUUUCUUUAAAGUGAAGGUGUGUGUGCAUGUGGUGAGUUAUUCACAGCAGCUGAAGUGAAACUGAUAUCCCCCCCCCCCCCCCCUCCUGGUACAGGGAGCUACAAGACUGUGAACUUUAUAAAGAUUAGUUUUGUUUUCAUUGUAUCAAUCAAGUUAUUGUGGUUUGCGUGCCCCCCCCCUCCUGAUUGCUCUUCAAUAACAGUAUUUGCUUUGUUUGCGUCGUUUUAUUGAAAUACGGCCUUCAGACUUUUUUUUCUUCCCUCCUUGGCCAGGUGUGGCUCUCUUUAACAUGAUGACGUCCUUUAAAGACAAAAUCCUUACGUUGUGUUCUGGGAAGAGACAGAGGACACAAACAGAUUGAGAUUACAAGUAAAAAAACAAAAAACUCCCAUGCAGGGAAUAGGGGAGCUUUUCUGAGUGUGUGUUGUUCCGUAUGUGUGUGUUUAGAGACAAAUAAUCAGAAUUUAAGAUUUUUAUGAGUGUGUGUUCCGGGCACUUGUAGUUCUUUUACCUCUUGCCCGUCGAGCCUUAAUAACUGAAGUCCACCUGUAAGGGCCGAACCAGAACCACCGACCGGCCGAAGGCGUUUGUUCAGACGCAGUUUGUCCUCCAGUACCUCGUCUCUGCAGCGCUGGCUUGUUUUCUUGCAUCGCUCUCUGUAGAAAGGACGUACCAUUAAUUGAAAGCUUGCAUUUUUUAGUGUUUCCAAACCAAACCAGGAAAUUAAAAAGGUGCAACAUGUUGGCAUAAUUUAAUUUGGAGACAAAACCGCCGUCGAAAUCUGCUAUGUUGCUCUAUUUGGACACAGAAACAUGAAGAGGGCACUCUGGAGUUUGCAGAUUUAAAGCUUUAAGUCUGUUUGACAAUAGCAGAAGAGAAAGGAUCAUAAAAGUAAAAGCAUAUUUGGUCUUAAUAUUGAGAAGUCGUAGCAGCGAUUGUGUCAUUUCACACAAAUAUUCAGCCUGCCUUCAGCCGUCAUGCUUAAAAAAAACAGCCAGCUAUGUAAAAACGAGUAUUUGCAACCAGACCGUGGAACCAACAUGGCCGCCCGUCGGUGGUUCUGGGAGAAACCAGGCACUGUGUGUGUGUGUGUGUGUGUGUGUGUCGGGCCGUCGUGGUCCGGAGUGCCUGCGAUGUUUAAACCACGGGGGAACUUUCCGCGCUCUCCUCUCGAGCGGCUCCACUCUCUCCCAACUGAGCUCAUGUUUCAGGACUGAAUCUAACGCCUCAACUAACUAACUCCCUAUAAAGUUGUAACAGUUGUUUUGCUGACGACACUCCCCUUCUAAUAUCUAGCCGGUGCUGAAGGGUGCGUUCAGUUGGAUCAGAGUGGAGCCCCUCCUCCUCCUCCCGGACCUCCAUCCCACACAUGUCCACGUCUUCAGUGGGCGGGGUUUUUCUUUCUGCAGCUCCUCUUCUGGGCUGAACUUGAUUAUGCAACAUAACGCAGACCUCGCUCUCCUGAACUCAGAAGUGGAGCUCUAGCUGCUCGUUGCACUGCUGACAAAGAGCCUCAGAGAUCAGCGUGGCGUUGUGACUGUGGGCCUCAAACUGAUCACAAUCCUGAUACCUUUACAAACUAAACGUUUGUUUGGAGUCUCCGCUGUUGUCGUCAUUUCAAAAGCUAGUUAGCGAGAGCAACAUUCACGGUAUCCAGGCUGAGAUGGAGGUUCUGGGUGCAUGGCAUGAGCUUUAUCUCUGUACGCUGCAAAGAAAACAGCCUGCAAAAGUCACUGAAUCUGGUUUUGGAUUUUUAUAUUAAAAAAGCAAAACAUUUCUGAGAGUCUGAGCUAAAUUCAGUGAUUGUUUGGAGGGAUUUAGUUGUUUUUUUUGCAGUGCAGAGAAAAGCAAAAGUCCCCGUUUCUCUAAACAUCCCCCCCCCGCUUCAACUAAAAACAACAAAAAAAACAUCGUUACUAAGCACAUCUUUCUAGAAGAGUAUAUGCAUUUGAUUGCAAUUUUCUUUCUUUUGUAAACUGUUGAUAAAGACAUUAAGGACAAUGACAAAUAAUUAAGAUAAAUCCAUGUACAUAAAUGUAUAUAAUCAAAAAGUGCAGAGUAAAUGUAACGGGUGAAUUUCUAUUUUUAACACUGACUAGAUAAUGUGAAAAAAUCUUUCUUUCUUUCUUCUUCUUCUUCUUAUUCCUCUGUUUGGUUUGAUGUUCCAUCAUGUGUUGUUUCUUUUCAAAUCUAAUAAGACAUUUGUUUUCGUAGUUUCUUAAAAAAAAAAAAAGAAAAGAAGAAUCGGUCCCACUUGUGUUGUGCACAUUGUUGCAUGGAGAGUAGCCUUCUUGUUUUCUACUAGUGACGUUGGUGAGCAUGUCAGUGUGUUUGAGACUGUGGGGUUCCAGAACAUUGAUGACCUGAAGGGGGAAAAAACACAUUGAUAAUUAAUAAUUAAUGACCCAUUUAUUAUUAAAACAGAGCUUCAUGUUUCUGCACUGGACUUUAUUUAAAAUAUAAUUAAAGAAAGGUAGUUACACUCAAGCUUCAGGUCAGAAAAAAUAUAUAUGUUUGUGGUUAUUUUGGAUUUGAUUGCCGGUUUUACACAUUUACAUAUCCGACCUGUGAAUAGAGUGCUGCAGGAAAGAGUCCUCAAACCAGGAAAUGAGUCAACAUUUUUAUAUUUAACUUUCACUUUUUUUUUUCUUGUUAGAUGUCUGAAAUAAAGUCUGUGUUUAACACAAGCUGAAGAGAUUUUAAGGUUUAUUUCUACAAUAUUAAAUAUGUCAGUAAACACCCCUUAUGGUGAAUUUAGAAGCUUUUGAGUGUCUUUAAAAAGUGUCUAAAUGAGACGACCCACCAGUCCUCCUUUAGCUUAGUGGUGUAGACGUGAAGUCAUGUGACCGUGGUGGAGUUAUCAUCCAAAAUGCAGUGAAAGAAUUUUAUUGAAAUUUGAACUUCCUGUUGGACUACAAAAAUACAUCAUCCCUGCAGCGCUCUAUUGAAAGAAACAGGAAACAACCCACCAUAGUCGCCUACAGAAACCCAUGUUUAUGAAUCUUCUCCCAUUUGAUAAUCAGACAUUGAAGGAAGUAAAAGUUUGACACAGAAUGUUAAAACAUGUUUGCAUUGAAUUAUAAGGACCCCUUAACUUACCCCACGUAGCACAUGUUUGGGUCAUUAUGAACCUGUUAUUGAUAAUCGCUUUACAAGCACACUGAUCAGCUCUGGUGAACCUUUAUAGCAGCAAAAAAGUUCUGUAUUUUCUACACAGAGACACUGAGUUGUUCCUCCUCAGACGACGUGUGGCGUCUCUCUGCUGCUGCAGGAGGCCGAUGCAUGUGUUUGUGUUUUUUCCUGCUUCCUGUUUUUUUGUUUUUAUUGUUUUUUUUUGCAGUUUGUGCAAAGCUUGUUUUCCCUCGGUAUUCUUCUAAAUAUUCUGUUCGUGUGUAACGCAGGAAUGUUGAUCUGCGAACAGACAGUGAAACAUUUAAUCCCCACGGAGAGCUCGGCGGGGUCAGAGGUCACGUCACUGACCGAGUCCGUCUGUGUGCGAGUGCCUCGACUCACCUCUGCAAAACCGAAACUUUAGGUAUUUUCUAUUGAAUGCAGUAACUUAUGGGCCAGUACUAUAUUUACUCAGUGCAAUGCAGUUAUCAUUAUAAUAAUACGAUUAUUAAUAAUAUUUGUUUUCUUUUUUUUUGUAUUUGUACAGAACAAAUGUGUAAAGAUCAGUGAGGAAAACGUGAGCUUUUUGAUACUGUGACUCAUAGUGUUUAAAAGUCAGUUUCUCCCUGUACAGUUGUGAUUAUUUGCCCCUCCUCCUUCUUCUUUUAUAGAAUAAAACAUGUUUUUG